CUGCCCAACGACCGUGGGCAGAAGGCGGGCCUGGUUUGUUGGGGGGGGUCUGGUGUGUGUGCGUGUGUGUGUGUGCGUGUGCCUGUGCGCGCGCGCGCUGUGGGUGUGCGCGCGCUGCCUGUGAGCGUAUAUGUGUGUGUGUGUCUGGGGGGUCCUGAGGGGAACGUGGGGGCGAAGCACCACCGGCCAUGGCAGCAGCGGAGGAAGAGGACGGGGGCCCCGAAGGGCCAAACCGCGAGCGGGGCGGGGCGGGCGCGACCUUCGAAUGUAAUAUCUGUCUGGAGACGGCUCGCGAAGCUGUGGUCAGCGUGUGCGGCCACCUGUAUUGUUGGCCCUGUCUUCAUCAGUGGCUGGAGACCCGGCCAGACAGGCAAGAAUGCCCCGUGUGCAAAGCUGGCAUCAGCAGGGAGACGGUUGUCCCUCUUUACGGGCGCGGGAGCCAGAAGCCCCAGGAUCCCAGAUUGAAAACUCCACCCCGCCCUCAGGGCCAGCGACCAGCUCCGGAGAGCAGAGGGGGGUUCCAGCCGUUCGGUGACACCGGGGGCUUUCACUUCUCAUUCGGGGUUGGCGCCUUCCCCUUUGGCUUUUUUACCACCGUGUUCAAUGCCCACGAGCCUUUCCGGAGGGGUGCAGGUGUGGAUCUGGGACAGGGUCACCCCGUCUCCAGCUGGCAAGACUCCCUCUUCCUGUUCCUCGCCAUCUUCUUCUUCUUCUGGCUGCUCAGUAUUUGAGCUGUGUCCCCCCCUUACCCCCCCACCCCGCCCACCUCUAGCCACAGGAGAAUCAGUAUUGGGGGUCCCUGCUGGCCCCUCCUUGCUUUCGGAGCACCCCCUGGCUUCCACGACUUAUGUCUGUUAGCCAGCCCUCCCUCCCUUCAGGAGGUCGUGGGAAGGAGUGACCAGCCUGCCUCCGAUGGGAGUGCCUGCUGCUCUGCAUUGCCGCCCUCCCCCCUGAAGGAGGGCAGACAAAGACAGGCGUCCCGUUCUCUUCCCCAUCCUUUGCUCCCCCCAAGAUUUCUUGAUUCGAUGUUUAAAGGUGGGCUUCCCCUGACUCCUCCACUUGUUGAUUUAAUUUAAUUUUCCUCUCCCCACUGUCUUAAUACGAGGUCUGAACUCUAAAUGUCUCCUUUCCACCCUUCGCUACCUCCUUUAUUACAGAUUCAAUAAUAAUAAGAAUAAUAAAAAAAAAAGAAAUAUA
Molecule: messenger RNA, 1197 nt
Organism: Mesocricetus auratus (golden hamster)
Lineage: Eukaryota; Metazoa; Chordata; Mammalia; Rodentia; Cricetidae
Gene: Rnf5
Product: ring finger protein 5
Biological process (GO): ubiquitin-dependent protein catabolic process
Cellular component (GO): endoplasmic reticulum
Molecular function (GO): ubiquitin protein ligase activity; ubiquitin-like protein conjugating enzyme binding
Source: RefSeq, a predicted model, not a curated record